AUGGAGCGUGAUCUAUCAUUCACCCACCUACCCACCCCUCAGCAGCCCGCAUUCAUAGUUGGAGCAGUCAUGCUUGCCCAACUUACAAACUACAUCCUCGUCCCACGUAUGAUACGAAAGUCCGAAAACUCCACGACGAUAUACAGUUACAUCGCCGGCUUGCAGUUCGGCCUGGGCCUCUUCAUAACCGGAAUGGCGAAGUCGGCAAAGGUACUUGGAUUCUUUAGCUGGUUUGACCGGUCUAAAUUCGACCCAUCCCUGAGCCUGGUCAUGCUGUUCGCUGUUAUCCCCAACCUCAUCUCAUACAUGAAAUUGGGAGCUGCGUCCGGAGAUGAAAACGGGAAGAAACGGCCGACUCUGGCGGACAUGUUUCAGCUGCCAACAGCUACUAUGGCAGAUAUUGAUUGGCGAUUUGUUGCGGGCGGUGUAGCGUUCGGGGUUGGGUGGGGAUUGUCAGGGGUGUGUCCUGGGCCUGGUUUGCUCAGGACCGUUCUACAGCCUAAAUGGGGCUUGCUUUGGAUGGGAGGAUAUAUGUUGGGGGCUCUGUCGGGACAUUUUACUCUUUUCCUGUAG
Histoplasma mississippiense is the source of this 573-nucleotide messenger RNA. RefSeq lists its product with no specific name. The coding region runs from base 1 to 573 and encodes 190 amino acids. The transcript has 3 exons. Lineage: Eukaryota; Fungi; Ascomycota; Eurotiomycetes; Onygenales; Ajellomycetaceae. The record is from RefSeq and is a predicted model, not a curated record.